AUGAGGGCGGCCACUAGAAUACACAAGAAAUGCUCUCGAAGUGUCGAAACCAGACCCUGUGGUUUGAUUUUCAUUGACCCUGAAAUGGGUGUGUCCAAGACUGUCGAGGUGUCAGUACUACCCACUGGAUACCUUUGGCUUCCGGACAGAUGGAUCUUUGCGGAGGGAGAUCAAAAGCUAUCGCACCUCUCCCCAGACUAUAGCUUUCUCAUCCGUCAUCCUUCAGGCAAGAAUGUAUUGUUUGAUCUUGGGAUGCGGAAGGAUUUUGACAACAAUCCUAGAGUCAUCAGAGAAGACUAUUCUACAAUAGAUCCCUAUGUUCCCAAGGACGCCCAUGAUCUGCUAUCAGAAGGACCUGUGAAGCCAGAGGACAUUGACAUUGUCGUCUUGAGCCACAUGCACUUCGAUCAUUCCGGUGACGUGUCGAAGUUUCCUGCCGCUCAAAUUCUCUUAGGACCCGGUACCGUGGACUGCAUCCAGCCAGGAUAUCCGACUCACGACGGCUCACCGUUCGAUGGCACGGUGCUUUCACACUCGGGACGCACUGAAUUGAAGCCGUCUCAGUAUCGGGAUUUCGACGAUGGCAGCGUUCCGAAGUCUUUCCCUUUCACGAAGGGCGUCGACCUCUUCCAGGACGGCUCUUUCUUUAUUCUCGACGCCCCCGGUCAUAUGCCAGGGCACCAGAUGGCAAUGGCCCGGACCGGUCAAGAGGAGUGGGUAGCCAUGGGAGGAGACUGUUGCCAUCAUCGGGAUCUUCUCGACAAUCCGAAACGAAAAAUCAGCGUCGACGUCGGUCCCAACGGACAGCCAGGUUUCCACCAGGAUGCGUCCAAAGCAAGAGCCACAAUCAGCAAAAGUCAGGCUCUACACUGGAAUGAAUCCGUCUAUGUUGUCCUGGCGCACGACGCUCAGAUUGACGGGAUCAUACCUUUAUAUCCCCAGACAUUGAACGGGUGGAGGGAGAACGGCAUGAAAAGCAAGGUCAGAAUGGAAACUUUGACAUUAGAAGAAGUCAAGACCAGAUACCAUUGA
Molecule: messenger RNA, 1032 nt
Organism: Rhinocladiella mackenziei CBS 650.93
Lineage: Eukaryota; Fungi; Ascomycota; Eurotiomycetes; Chaetothyriales; Herpotrichiellaceae
Exons: 2
Coding region: 1-1032 (343 amino acids)
Source: RefSeq, a predicted model, not a curated record